GGACAGACUGAACAAGGAUUGGCUAUUCCCGAAGCAGGGCGGGGCUAGGGCAGCGCGCGAAGACUCGAAGCGGUUUCUUACGCGACAGCGCUGCGACUGCGUCCGGCCCGGGCCAUGGCGGCGGCUCCCGCUGAGCUGCAACCAGAAGAGCUGGAUGUGGCUGUGCUGAAGGCCCAUGGCAGCGACUCAGACAGCGGGCAGGGCAGCGCUGAGCUCCCCUCACCGGGCCGGCUGCCCACCGGCACCGUGUGCCCCCAGGAUGCAGAUUCAGAAGAAGAGAUUUUUGUAAGUAGAAAAGCAAAAGGCAAGAAGGUGCUUCAGGACAGUGAAAGUGAAGAUGGAGAGAAUGGUGACUGUUCUGUGCAGAAUGACACUCUGGGUGGAAACACAGAAAAUGGAGAGGAAAAAGAGGUCACUGCCCAGAGAAACAAGAAAUCUCGGAUUCGCCAGGGUCUGCUGGGCAGCGAUGACAGUGACACUGGUGACAAUUUACAAAUUGAAAAUCUUGACACAAGCAGGACGUCUGUCUUGUCUGAGAAUGAGCUGGGAGAGGAGAGACCACCGAAAUCUGGGAAAAAAUCCAGAAAACAUAAACACAGUUUUGAAGUCAAGGCAGCUGAAAAAUCUGUAGGAAAACCUCGAAGAAGAAAGGAGAGGGAAAGAAGAGCUGAGUCCAUCAAACAGCUAAUAAAAGAAAAGAAGCCAAGCUCAGAGGGCCAGCAGGUGGAUGGUGGUAAGAGGUUUCCUUUUAAUGACAGUGGGUGUCUCCUUGAUGACAAAGAACUUUUCGAUAAUGGCUUAGAAGAGGAGAACGAUUCCUUCCCAGGGGAUGAGGAGUCAAUAGAGUCAAUACGAGCAGCAGUGAAAGAGAAAAUAAAGAAAUACAAGAACAAAGAACGGUUUUCUGAGGAUGAAGGCUACAAACAUGUCUUUGAUGAUGAUAAUGAGGAAUCCACAUUAAAAGAACCAAAAAGGAAGGAGCGGAAAGCAGCAAGGUUGAGUAAGGAAGCCAUUAAACAGCUACAUAGUGAGACCCAGCGGCUUAUUAGAGAGUCAUCUGUGUCUCUCCCAUACCAUAUGCCUGAGGCCAAAAGUGUUCAUGAAUUCUUCAAGCGUAGAUCUCGACCAGUGUAUGAAGGAAAUGCCAUGGCAUUGCUGAAGUCCACUAAAUAUCAGUUCACCCUAAAUGAAGAAGCUGCAGGCACGAAGACCUCUAGCACAGAUUGCAAAGAUGGGCCAACAGAAGGUGAUCAAUCAGCAGCUAAUGAACCAGAAGCAAACCUUGGUGGAGACACUGAUUCUGCUGCCAAAGAUCCUCUCCUCGAUGUAGGGGAGAACUUGACAGAAGACUGUGCUGAAAAGUCUGGAAAGAACAAUGAUGAUUCUCAUAGUGCUACGACUGUAACAACUGCCAGUGAAACAGAAGAACCACAAUCAGUCCUAAGCACUGAUUGCAGUGAUCAGAAAGAGAGAGAAAUUCCUCUAGCAGUUGGAGGCAGUGCCCUUGGGCAAAGAGAUGAAACAGCACCAGGGCUGGAAAACAACCAACAAAUGGGGCCUGGAUUGGCAGCACAGCCUGAAAAAGUGAAGAAGUCCAAGUUGGAUAAACUCCGUGAGCUGGGAAUCGAUUUGACCAUCAAGCCAAGAAUCUGCUCUGGCAAUGAAUCUUUUAUAAACCUUGAUGAAUCUGAUUUGAAUAAAGAAUUAGAAGCCUUGAAGGCACGUUUCCUGAAGCACACUCUUCAAACUUCGAAGCCCAAAGUAGAAAGGACCAUAAACAUGAACAUUAUUCGUAAGGAAACCACAUCUGAAGGAAAGGAGGAACUAAAAGCAGACGUGGUGCCAGCAGUUUUAGCUGCAGAAAGCCUGGAUGAAGCAGUCCACACAAAGCCAGGUCAGUCUGGGAGUUGUGAUGGUUGAUUGGAAAUCACCCUG
Molecule: messenger RNA, 1935 nt
Organism: Meleagris gallopavo (turkey)
Lineage: Eukaryota; Metazoa; Chordata; Aves; Galliformes; Phasianidae
Source: RefSeq, a predicted model, not a curated record